GGCGCUGCCGAGCUGCCGAUGAGCCGCUGAGCCAGCGGGGAGACGGGGGGGCGGGGAGGAGGAGUAACCGGACACCCAAGCACGGAGCGGCUGCUGGCCGGUCAUAGCGGAGCCCGGCGGCAACCACAGCAGCGGGUCGCUGAGCGCAGUGAGACCGAGCAGCAGAGCCGAGGAGCGGCGGAGCUCAGCCGAAGGCUCCGGUCACCCCUGCCCGAGUUUGACUGCUUUAACGGCGCUCCGAGCCUCCAUCGAGCGGAUAACGGAGUUCCCGUGAAAGUGGGAGAAGUGUCGCGAUCAGCCGCCGGACACCGGCAGCAUGAAGAGGAGCAGCUCCGGGAAACGGGGCGUGUCUGAGUCGGCGCCACAGAACGCGCUGCCUGAUAAGGUGGGCUGGAUCAGGAAGUUCUGCGGCAAAGGGAUCUUCAGAGAGAUCUGGAAGAACCGCUUUGUGGUUCUGAGAGGAGACCAGCUGUUCAUCUGUGAGAAGGAGGUGAAGGAGCUGGGUCGAGCUGAUGAGGUGUUGGACCUGUCGGACUACGAGCGCUGCGAGGAACUCCGGAAGAACAAGAGUCGCAGCAAGAAGAACCACAGCAAGUUCAGACUGCAGCGCUGCAGCUCGCCAGGAAACACGGUUCCCAACCUCGUCUUCCUCGCCGUCAGUCCAGAGGAGAAAGAAUCCUGGAUCAAUGUCCUGAAUGCUGCCAUCACCAGAGCCAAGAACAGCGUUCUGGACGAGGUGACGGUCGAAGACUCGCAGCUGUCUCAUCUGACUCGAGAUCGAGUGAAGAUCCCUCACAACCGCCGACUGCCAACCAGAGGUCACCUGCUGGCUGUGGCCUCCACCUCCUCCUCGGAUGGGAUGCUGACUCUGGACCUGAUCCAGGAAGAGGAUGCUGCAAACGCUCAAGGAGCCGGCUUGGAAAAUUCUGCAUCCCACCUCAGUCCGGACUGUGCCAGGUCCAAAACAGAUGGCUCGGUCUCAGCUCGGACCGCCGAGGCUGCUGGGAAAUCUCAUAGCCUUCCCCGUGAGGUGACGGUGGUGUCGGAGACCCCCCAGCCAGAAAAACACCUCACGACGGCAGAGAAAAACCGCUGCGCCUCCAUGGAUGAGAUCCUGAGCCACUCCGAGAUUAGAGCCGAUAAGAGUAAAACGGCAGCGGGGAGUCGUUCAUCUGCCUCCGCACCAACCACCGCGAUGGCGCCCGUCAAUCAGCUGCAGGAGCUCAUCAGCCAGAAGUUGGAGAAGACAGAGCGGCUGCUGAAGGAAGUGCGGGGCGACGCCGAGGGUGAGCGGGGAAAGGUGAAGUGGGGGAAGGAGUCGACCGAGGCAGAAAGACUCCUGAAGGAGGCGAAGGCGGCCUGGAGCCAGGCGCAGGAGGUUCUGGAGGAGGUGAAGGAGCUCAGGGCGUUGUACCGACAACUGGACUCCACCUCCCCUAUCACCUCUUCUAAAAGCUCCAGACUAAACCCAGACCGCAAGAGCCUGAUGUGAGCCGGCCGGUACGACUCAGCCCGGCCUGGGUGAACGGUUCUGUCCGAUGGACUUCAGAUGAAGAUGGACGAACCACUUUGAAACUCUUUAAAUUCAGGUUUUAGCUGCUUCCAGGACUCAAUACCGCGGUACACGAGGCAUAGAUCCCUCACAGACUAACCUACAGGUCCCCUCAAACCUCCAAAACUUAACAGGAAGUGUUCCUCAGAAGGUUCCUGAUUCUGGUUGGUCAGCUCGUCGCUGCCUUCGAUUAACCUGAGUAGUUUCUCAGUUCAGGUUCUUUUAAAGGAAACUUACCUGACGUCAGCAUCAGAGAGACCGGAAAUGUGCCAAGACAAGUGUUUGGAGACGAGGAAACUGUGGAUCCCGAUCUCAUUCUGGUCCACGGCCUUACCUGUGGAUCCUUUAUGCUCUGCUUCCACGGACAAACCUUCAGUUUGGGACUUAAAAACUGAAAAGCAAUCAGUCAACGGUAUGAAUGCAGGGUGUUUACUGUGGAGGUCAGAGUUGGAGGAGGACUCUGAGAGUGACGGUACGAACUUGUCUUCCUGCUGAUGAUUGAUUUCCUCCCACAGAAGCCGCUCAGCUUCAUGUACCAACUUUUCUGGACUUCCAUCAGAACCAGUUAAUGCCACUAGUUUUGUUCUUUGCUGACUGCAGAGGAAGUCGGAGCGAUGUGGUGGAAAAAAGCAGUUCGUGCAGUUGUUAUGAAGGAAUUUAAAGUCGGUAUGUGAAGUUUUGUUUUUGGGUCCAUUUCAGCCGUCACCCACCUGAGACCAGAACCAGAACCAGGUUCAUCAGAACAGCUUAUUUUCACACGUUGUUAGAAAAGUUCACCCAGAAUAAUCCAACCGGUCAUCGUCUUAGCUACCGUCACAGAAGCCAGCGAGGAUGAACCGAUCUACGCUGCGACCGGCUUCUGCUUCCCGAGUCGUCCUCCUCGGACUCUUCUUCUUCUCUGAAUGUCGCCACCUUCAGUCUUAGCUGGAAACUCAGGUGUAAAAGUUCGUCAGGAACUGGACCAACUGUCCAAUCAGAGCUCCUGAGGUCCGUACUAUGAAGCAGGUUCAACACUCCAAGAUACCUUUAACAGCCAUAGCAUGACCUUGAAUCACGCGUGUCUCCAUGGAAACGACCCGUCACACUCAUGGAGAGUUUCUUCGCGGUGCAGACCUGUGAGCGUGCUCAGACGGUUUACCAGAAACUGUUUUUGUUUGGGGUUUUCCGAUUCCACGAUAACAAUUAGCGAGUUUCCUCAGAGCAAAAGUUUAUUUUUUUAUCAGAUUUGUAUUGAGCUGGAAGAUGAUCGAAGUUCAAUGGGAGCAAUAAAUAACAAACAGGUAGUUUUAUUUUUGUGUCUCACAUUCAGCACAUCCGUCAGAGGUGGGUGUGAGAAUCAGUUUCUGAUUGAUUGUGAUUGAUUUUAUUGAUCUGUAUGUCCCUGUUUCCUCUGAUCUUCCUGUGUUUUUUUGAUCAUUUUAUACUUGCACUUCUCCUCGCCAGCUGCUGUAGCCUUAAACCCAGAGGGGAUGAUGGGAGAUGUAGUUCUGAAGGGAUGUGAAGCAGGUGGUGAUGCUGUGAGUCCUGAUCAGUUCAUGUGCUAAAAUAAAACCUGCAAAUUCAACCU
Molecule: messenger RNA, 3119 nt
Organism: Oreochromis aureus
Lineage: Eukaryota; Metazoa; Chordata; Actinopteri; Cichliformes; Cichlidae
Gene: plekho1b
Product: pleckstrin homology domain containing, family O member 1b
Exons: 6
Coding region: 317-1492 (391 amino acids)
Biological process (GO): regulation of myoblast fusion
Cellular component (GO): muscle cell projection membrane; ruffle membrane
Source: RefSeq, a predicted model, not a curated record